This is a messenger RNA of Manis pentadactyla (Chinese pangolin), 12043 nucleotides long. It is a transcript of the gene ST7L, whose product is annotated as suppression of tumorigenicity 7 like. The coding region runs from base 2641 to 4677 and encodes 678 amino acids. The transcript is spliced from 17 exons. Gene Ontology annotation, molecular function: protein binding. NCBI's taxonomy places the organism in Eukaryota, Metazoa, Chordata, Mammalia, Pholidota, Manidae. The record is from RefSeq and is a predicted model, not a curated record.
AAGAGGAUGACACCCUGAAAGCUCAGAUAAUGGGAUGUGUUUGAUGAAAUGGGAAAGUAACUAUAACACACGGGCUACAAACUAUAAUCGUCCAAGCAAAAGCACUGAUUAAGGGAUAUUUCAGACCAACAGCCGCUACUGGUGUGAGGAUGGCAAAACCCCAAGAUCAGUUAACGCCUGUCACAUACCCUGCAGCGCUUUGCUGAAAGAUGACAUCACUCAAGCCAUCACCUGUGCAAAGAGGGUUGUCAGUGAACAAGGCAUUAAAGCCUGGGUGGCGUGGAGAAGUCAUUGUCAAAACCGAGAUGUCUCCAAGUAUGUCCGGAACUGUCGCGUUUAACUAUGCAGUUCUAUUCCCUCAGCGUAUUUUGUCUCUUUUUCCACAUUAAACGAGUAGUUGAGUGAAAGUUCAUGCUACCAUUCUUUCAAACAAACGUUUUAGUCUUUCGAACAGGAACAAAAUAUGAUCUUUCUUUUACGAGGCUUACUAUUUACUAAUGUGUUUAUUAUUUGAAAUUAAGCCCACAUUUUUCAAUUUGCUAAAAGAAAUAAUGCUGGUGAAAAUUUAUCCAAAAUUUCAGCUCUCAAAUACAUCUCUAGUGUACAUUCAGUUAUUGAUCAAACAAAUAACCCAGACUUAAUCUUGAAUGCUACAAGUACUCCCUAGUAAAUAAAAAUGUAACAAAAGAUUAUCUUAAAACAAGUUGAUCUUAGGCAAAAUGCCAGCUGUAUACACGUGACAUCUUCAAGUAUUCCGUCAUCUCCAAACAUGGUAAAAAAAACAAAAAAGCAAAAAACACUGUUGAGGAAUAUAACAUUUUUAAAGGAGCUUAGUGGCAAAUGGCUAAAAAUAGAGGCAGCCUGAAUUAAGAAUUUUGCUUCUAUAAAGUGGGACCUUUGGUUUAAAUAUAUCGUUAGAAAUGUUGCUUUAGAAAGAAAUUCACGUUUUACUCAUCAAUCUAUUUUAGCCCUUUAAGGCAUUCUUUUAUGCAUCUUGCUGAUCACGAAGGAAUAUAAAGGAUUAGAUGAGCUGUUGCUGUUCUUUAAUUUUACUGACUUAGAUUCGUGCAUUAUGACUAAAUCCUGAGGCAGACGGGUUUGCAAGUAUUGAAGUAAUUCCUAAUUAACCACCAGUCUGAAAUUAUGCAUGUUGUAAAAAAAAUUAUUAAAUACUUGCAAUGCAAAAAAAAAAAGCAUUCUAACCUAACGACAGAGACAAAAACCUAACAUUCCUAAAUGUAUCACUGAUAACUGUAGAAUCUCUUGAGUACAAUAAAGUUUUUUAAAUUAGGGAAAUUUUGUUUUAUCAAUAUUUUCUUAACAAGUGGGCCAUCAGUUGGACUAACACGUUUUGUUAUUCAUGAUUUUCACUGUAGUCUAAUUUAAUCUGAGUCACAGCUAUUUGCCUUCGAUUGAACAUUUUAUUAUAGUUUUCACUCCAGCAUAAGCUCAUACACAUAAGAUGCCUUUCCCCCCAGUCCUAUACAUUUAUGAGAACUUUCAGGAAAGCGAAAACCUAAUGCUAAAAGUGUUGUUCAAUGGCUUGUUGAGUGUUUUGUACCUUCUCGAGCAUUUCAAAACGGCAUGCCAUGCAUGUAUCAAAUUAUUGUGUGUACGGAGGACUCCCAGAUCAUCAACAGUUCCCUCCGCAGCCUCAAUCUCUUUUAUUAAAAAAAGAAAGAGCCCAGAUAACAUUUACAGAGCACUAAAGGGUGCACAUUUCUAAGAGUUACUGUGGGAAAUAAAAGACAUAACUCUUGACCUAAAACGAGUCAUCUCUAGAGAAACCAUUCUAAAUUCUAAGACCCUAAAAAUCACAUAUUUACUGAAAAGCCUGACACAUUAUUAAGGUGUGCAGUUGUUAGAAAACAAAUUACUCCAUCUAAUGUAGAAUAUGCUCUCGUGUUUAGGCCAUUUUUUAAGAAAUAACUAUACAAAUUAUACACUAACAACUGUAAUCAAAGAGACCUCAGGGAGCAUCAAAGAAGGCACGAUGCUCUGUCCAUAUAUGAAUGUGUUAACAGAGGUUUUUGUGGUAUACUAAACCUUUCUAUAGUUAUAAAAAAAAACGUGCUGGCUAUUCUUGAUUUGUUAACAAGAAAUAUAAAACUAUUUUUCUAAAACGAUCUUUAGGAAGAUGUAAGACGUAAGGGACGGAGUCACCGAAUAUACGCACGUACAAUCAAGACGUGUCUACAGGAAAGAGUGAUGAUCAAAUUCUUAAGCAAAUGCCCUUAGGUUUAAACAUGUAUUACUGCAAAUUCUGUCGACAGUAGAAAGGAACGAGGUGGAUAGGUGAGAGGAGGACAACAUAUGGGAACAUCUGACUGUCGAGAAGUCGUGACAACAAAAUCACUUCCUGAGGAGGGAGGAGUAAAAGGGAAGUGAAGAGGCCACACGGAUCAGGAAGUGACUCGCCCUAAAUUAGCCUCAACUAUGUCUAAAAAUGGGGGGAUGGGGUAAGCCCCAACAGCUAAAGGCGGUAAAAGAACUGCCUCUUGAUAUGUCGCCACAUCACCAUCGUCCGCUCUUAACCGCAGAAGAGAGUCCACAAUCACGAUUUCGGUUAGGCAGUCUCUUCUCUUGCAGGAUGGCCACUGGGCUGUGCCUCAGGCCCAGGAGGAAAAGAAGAGUUGAGGAAUGGGGAACUGGGGCCACCGUGAGGCAAAGGAAAGCCCCUCCAGAGGGAAACGUCCCAGCUGCAGAGUACGCCACCACCGGUCAAGAAGCUUCUUUUUCCUGAGGACAUUGCAAGGGCUCCCCCCGCUGCCGAUCGGGUCCCUGUUCCCUGCCGCAGGAAGAGCUCCCGGCGCCAAAGGGAAGGACAAGAUGGCGGACGGCGACGGCUUGAGUGAAGCAGCGACUGCUGCGGCAUCUCCUCCAGUGACCGCUCCCGGCUUGAGCCCGCCGCUGGGCUGGAGGGAGCGGCUGCGAGCCGGGCUGGCGGGGACUGGGGCCUCGUUGUGGUUCGUGGCGGGACUGGGGCUGCUUUACGCUCUGAGGGUCCCGCUGAGGCUGUGUGAGAAUUUGGCAGCGGUAACAGUAUUCUUAAAUUCUUUGACGCCCAAAUUCUAUGUGGCACUUACAGGGACAUCUUCUUUGAUAUCAGGACUAAUAUUUAUAUUUGAAUGGUGGUACUUCCAUAAGCAUGGCAUAUCUUUUAUUGAGCAAGUAUCUGUAAACCAUUUGCGGCCACUGAUGGGUGGAACAGAAAACAGCAUUUCGGAGCCAGGUUCUCCUUCCAGCGACAGAGAAGGUGAAACCAGCAGACAGAAUUUGUCAGAAUGCAAGGUAUGGAGAAACCCUCUAAAUCUUUUCAGAGGAGCAGAAUACAGAAGAUACACUUGGGUGACUGGUAAAGAACCACUUACAUACUAUGACAUGAAUUUAUCAGCUCAGGACCAUCAGACCUUUUUCACGUGUGACACAGACUUUUUACGUCCUUCAGACAUAGUUAUGCAGAAGGCAUGGAGGGAAAGAAAUCCUCCAGCUCGAAUCAAAGCAGCCUAUCAAGCUUUAGAAUUAAACAAUGACUGUGCCACUGCAUAUGUUCUACUGGCUGAGGAAGAAGCAACAACUAUUGUAGAUGCUGAAAGGUUAUUUAAACAGGCACUCAAGGCAGGAGAAACAAUUUAUAGGCGGUCACAGCAGUGCCAGCACCAAAGUCCUCAGCAUGAAGCUCAACUGAGGAGAGAUACCAAUGUACUGGUGUAUAUUAAAAGAAGGUUGGCAAUGUGUGCAAGAAAAUUAGGAAGAAUAAGAGAAGCAGUAAAAAUAAUGAGAGAUCUGAUGAAAGAAUUUCCUCCUCUUACCAUGUUGAACAUCCAUGAAAAUCUCCUAGAAUCACUUUUAGAAUUACAGGCCUAUGCAGAUGUUCAGGCAGUUCUAGCAAAAUACGAUGAUAUAAGCCUUCCAAAGUCAGCAGCUAUCUGUUACACAGCAGCACUAUUGAAGACAAGGACUGUUUCAGAUAAGUUCUCUCCAGAAAUGGCGUCCAGAAGAGGGUUAAGCACAGCAGAAAUUAAUGCUGUGGAAGCAAUUCAUAGAGCUGUGGAAUUUAAUCCUCAUGUUCCAAAAUAUUUACUAGAGAUGAAAAGUCUAAUUUUACCUCCAGAACAUAUUCUGAAACGGGGCGAUAGUGAAGCAGUUGCCUAUGCUUUCUUUCAUCUUCAGCACUGGAAACGAAUAGAAGGUGCUCUCAGUCUGUUACAGUGUACGUGGGAAGGCACUUUUAGAAUGAUUCCAUACCCAUUAGAGAAAGGCCAUCUAUUUUACCCUUAUCCCAGCUGCACAGAGACUGCUGAUAGAGAGCUAUUACCUACCUUUCAUCAUGUUUCUGUUUACCCAAAGAAGGAGCUUCCUUUUUUCAUCCACUUCACAGCAGGACUGUGUUCUUCUACAGCAAUGAUAGCUCUUCUCACACACCAGUUUCCUGAAAUCAUGGGUGUUUUUGCUAAAGCUGUAAUGAAUUCAAAGAAAAUGCUGAUUCAUUAUAUCCUAAAUAGAAAAGCACUGAGAACCAUAAAGACACUAGCCCUUACUGGCCCUGUGUUAGUAUACAGUGUCUGCCUUACUGACGAGAUCACAGACGCAUCAGAAGAGUCUUUAAGAGGACGAAGCACAAGCUCCCCAGUACUCCUCCAGCACAGUCUAAGAAUGAAUAAUUACAGAUUUUAAAGUGAAAGCUUCUUUUUUGGGCGAAAAUUUACUAAUUUACUGUGAUUCUAGUUGAUGAACAAUAAACAGGCAUUUAUUGAACUAUCUUUUGGUAUUUGUUUAGUUCGUGGUAUUAUAGUGUUAAAAGUAUUCCUGACAGCAAACUUUUACAGCCAUGUUUAAUCCCUGUGGUCUUUACAUGUACAUUUUAACUUCCUAAAAGCUGAAGUAUUUACUGAAAGUACCUACCAAUAUUUGGAAUGCAGUUCCAAGGGCAGGUUCCAUUUAAGAAUUAAUGGGAAAUGAUCACAGUAUGUGCAGUCUCCAGCUUAUAAACACAACAUAUGAUAGCCUCAGCAGUCAACCAGCCAGCCUGCGAGGGAACUGAAGGUUCAAAUUCGACUUCCCCACCACUUAAUAACAUGUGGUCUGUGUUCUAAGAGCAUCAUCAUCACCCAGGAGCUUGUUACACACGCAGAACUACAGGCACCACUCCAGACUGCCUGCAUCUGCAUUUUAACAAGAUUGCCAGGUGAUCUUAUAGUCACAGUUUAAAACCUGAGAAGCCCUGCUCUACUCCACCCCAACAGAGGAAUUUGGAGCGCCUGGGGAGCACCACUUUAUUAAGGUAGAGAGAACAGCGCUGCAGAAUGGUGAAGGGCCAGGCUGCUUUGCUUUGAAUCCCACCCCUGACACUUAACUGGCUGUUCAUCCUCAGGUGAGUUAACCUUUUCUCCUACUCACUGUAAAAUGAGAAUCAUACUACCACAUAGGCUUUUGUGAGGGUUAAAUGAGUUUAAAAUAUGUCACGUGUUUAGAAGCAUGUCUGCCCACAGUAAAACCUAGCUGAACAGUAGUUGUUGCCACCAUCACUGUCAUCAUUACCCCGCAAGUACAGCCAUGGUGGGAAGCCCUACCCUAUUUGUGUUUGGAGGAGCUGUGUUCUAAUUGUAAACUCAAAUGCAUUUUCCCAUAGAAAGUGUAGUAAAAAUGGUGGUUAGGUGUCAUUAAAUUAAUUUUAAAUGCAAAUUUAAAUUUAUUUAUUACUAUACUUCUGGUAUAUUAUGCAAACCACAGAAAGUGGAGAAAUUUUUCAAAUCUAGGCACUGGCAAACCUUGUAGAACACACCUAUUGAUUGGUAAGUUGCAAACUGCCUAUGUUAGGAUUUUUAAGUAAGAUAUUUGAUAGCCAAAUAUAGUAGUAAUCAAUGAAGGACUUUAGAAUACUUAUUCCUUUAUUUAGUAAGGCAAAGCAAUUUAAGAAAAUUUCCUAAAUUUCUUCCAUUGUUACCAUAUCUCUUCCUCAUCUACUAUCUUUUUAUAUUAGCUCACAUGCUAUAGAUACUCAAUUUGAAUUUUUUAAAGUACAUUUGUUACAAAAAUUGAUUUUUUGUGAAGCUAGGCACUAGGAAUUGAUAUCUUUAAUAAUCCUGACUGUACAUCAAAUUUAGGUAAAUGGAAGGGAAUGAACUAGAAUGGGUGGUGGUUUUAGUGCCCCUUCUUUUGCACGGUAUAAAACUAUAUGGAAUAAAGACUUAAUUUGAAAAAGUUAGGGCUUUUUUUUUUUCCUGAUUUUUCUCCUGGCUGAGAUGAAAACCUAACCUGACAUUAGACAUAGAGCAAUGAAGAAAAAAAAGGCAUAAAUCCCUGGAGAUGUGGAAUGUGCUGAUAUCAGAGUUGGUAGUCUCCAAGGCCAGAAUUCCUGAAAAAGGAAAAAUUUAUUUUUAAGUUGUAGGCCACUUUCUCACCUGCUUUGAAGCCUGCUGGGUUAAAUAUGAGAGUUCAAAGUAAGGGUAGCCAGCAAGUGAAAUGAACUGGAAUCUGAUUCUGCUUAUCUGAAAGGAGCUUCUUUAUUUAAGAGCAGCACUGCCCUCUCCUUCGAGAACCAAUCUUCAUCUACUCUGGCCCCUUUUAUUUCUCUCUUGUAAGAAAAGCUUUCUUCUUAGUAAGCCUUGGGAGGGCGUUAUCACAACAGUGAAAAGACUAAAGAUGGUCUGUGGGAUUUCACUAACUUACUGAUGAAUUCAGGUUUGUGGCAUGUGAUUUCAGUGCUUUGAAUUCAGCAGUGUGUUUGAAUAUAAAAUCCCUAGUUGAGUUUUAACUAAAUAGGGUAGCCUUUGCAAAGCUGGCCAAAAAAAUACUUUACUGGUAAAGACAGGAAACACAAAGACUCCCAAAUAAAAUGUUUGUUUCACUGAGGCAAAACUUUGUUGAAAUUUGUUUCACUGAACACACAUAUUGUAGCUGUGCUGAGAUGGGAAUGGGACCUGUUUCCACAUAUUUCUACUAAUCUUUAUGUGGGAAAAUGUGGUUGGACGUGCCAGUGAUGUAUUUCUGAGCAACUCAUAAUUGGCUGGCUCCAGUGUAACUAGGGCCUAACAAUCUACUUAAUUCUUUAAGGACUACAUUAGUCAAGUUGCAUGAUUUCCAAAGAUAUAGAAGGUUAGAUGUUACACUAAUAAGAGACCUCUCUACAAACUGUCUCACUGGGAUUUCUUCAGCCCCUUCCUAAAAAUAGUUAAUAUUUUUCUCCCCAAGUUACAUUUUUAAAAAGAAUAAGCAGAUAAAAUGCCAAAUGUCUUUUUCUGAAUAGUGAUAAAAACUCUUGAGGUGAUUUGAUUUGUCUACUAUUCUCAUCAUUUUUUCCAGGGCAGAGAUCGUUUUCAUAACUAGGGGAGUUGAUAGACAGUUAUAACUAUGUAUUGAUAUCAGUAGAAAAAAAUUCUUUUUAAAGGUUCCUAAUUUUCCAUUUCAUAACCAGUAACAUGAAAUCUGAAAGGUUUUUUAAUACUCUCCAUCUGAUUUCGUUAAUACUAAAAACAUGAUAGUUUAUUAAAUACACAGGAUUUCUGAAUGACCACAUUCAGAAAUUAAACUGAGAAGUAAAAUGUUUCUUUACUUUGUUUGUAAAUAGGUUAUUUUUCAAAGCUGUGAGAUGUCUUUAGUUCCUAAGAAUUGAUAUAAUCUUUGAAACAUUUUGAAUUAUACCUAUAUCCUUGUAAAACAUGGUUCUGUAACCAUGCUAUUCCCAUAGAAAAGUUUCUGAGGUAUUUCCCAGAAACUUUCUUGCUGAUAAAAGGAGUCUGUUGUAUGACAGGUCAAAAUUUUAAAAUGCUGUUAGUUCUGCUGAAUUUUUUAUUUAGGAAGUCUGGCAUAUUCUAAUUUUUAUUUUCUUAAUGAACUGGGAUAUUUAUCCAUUAGAAAAGAUGUUCUUUUCUUCCUAUAACAUAUCAUGUUUCAUCCUUAUUGUUCUCCUUCAAAAAAAACCAUACGGAGACAGUUGUGAAAUUGCUAAUGUUCUUUAUCCAAAUUUUCUGAGUACUGAACUCUUCUUGUCAAAGGAAAACAAAGAAUAAGAGUUAGGACAAUGUACUUUUUAAUGCAUGUUUAUAUCCCUUCCCCAGGUUUAAUUCAGUUUUAGGGUUUAUGGAAAUCACCCUCUUUUCCUAUUAGCAUGUGUCUGUCAAGUACGAAGUUCACAAGCACUCUGCCUGGAUUUAUUUGGCAGUAUAUUUAAGCAUCUUUUCCCCCUCAAAGUGAAAGCGUCAGUGCCAAAGUUAGGAUAUCCUGCCAUUCACUGCUGCUCAUAUAUGUUUUGCUUAAUCAUUAGCAGCACUUGGGGCAGGUGGACUGCAUAGCAAUUUUUAGAAAAACUGUACUUAGAUAUUGAUGUAAAUUACUCAUUCCAAACUCAUUACACUAGUGAUAGUUAAAUUCACAUUAGGAAACCUGAUUUUUUUUUUUUUUAAGAAAAUAUCUUUAUUUUUUGCAGACCCAGCAGAGUCCUCUUAAAUGGAGAGGAUAAUGGAAUACAAAAGAAAAUUAAAAUCUUGAGGAACAGUUUUUAGCUUUUUUUUCUUUAGUGGAAUUUUGCUUCUUCCUCAGCCAACCACACUUCAAGUGCUCAAAAGAACUAAAUUAGUGUGACUAAUUAAUAUAUUAUAUUUAUGAACCAAGAGUAAUGUGAACUUCAGCUAGUUAUUAUCUUUUUUCUUUACGAGUUACAUUCUCAUUUUUCCUUGCCAGAGCCAUUGGAGGACAGACUGUGAUCAUCCAAUAAUACAGAUGGCAAGUUUGAGUUAUUAAAAUUAAGUGAUUUGCUGGAAAUCACACAAUAGACAGCCCUUUAGUCAUGUGACAUAACAUGUCCCUUCACAACUUACAUCAAAACAAGUACAAAAAAAUAAAUUUCAAGCCAACUAUGGUAAUACUAAGGGGAUAACAGAAUGAUGGAGUGGUGACAGUUGUUUUGCUUGAGAUAUUUUCCUACAGGUGAUGAAUUUUUUGGAGAAGAGUUUUAAAUGAAGAGGCCAGUGUGGAUUGUCAGGAAAUAGAAAGGGCACUUAGGUUGCGGAGAUGCUUACUGCAAAGGCUAAGACGUAAGUGGACAAAUAAGCUGCCUGGAGAACUCUUCACAAUAUAAAUCUAUUUGAUGAACUCUGAUGUUUUAAAAUUAAGAAUGCACAUUUGCUUUUCUGCCUUUCAGACUGAUUCACUUUAAUUUUAUUUCUGUUCUGGCUAGUAAGCCACUUAAAGAAAGGAUGCUAUUUGGUCGUGUACAACACAUACUCAGACAACUGUAGAAAUAACUUCAGCCUUUCUAACUGUUUAAAAUACACAGAAAUACUAAAGAAACAGUAGGAACUAGUUUGUAAUGAUUCAGAGGGAAUUUGAAUGACUCUCUGAAAUGGAAAAAACAGUUUUUAUAUAAAGUAUAAAUUUAAAUAUCUUGUUUCAACAUCACCCUUUUUUCAAAAUCAAAGGGUAAGUUUGUGAAGGAUUGUGGGGUAUUUUUUAAAUUUAAGUAUCAUUGAUAUACAAUCUUAUGAACAUUUCACAUGAACAACAUUGCAGUUUCAGCAUUCACCCAUAUUACCAAAUCCUCACCACCUCCACUGCAGUCACUGUCUAUCAGCAUAGUAAGAAGCUAUAGAGUCAUUACUUGUCUUCUCAUUGCUGUACUGCCUUCCCAGUGACCUAUCUAUAUUGUGAUUGCUAAUUAUAGUGCCCCUUAAUUCCCCCUCCCUCCCCACCACCCCUCCCCUCCCCAAUCCCUUCCCUUUGGUAACCACUAGUCCCUUGGAGAGUCUGUGAAUCUGCUGCUGUUUUGUUCCUUCAGUUUUGCUUUUUUUUUAUUAAGGUAUCUUAGAUAUACACUCUUAUGGAGGUUUCACAAGAAAAACAAUGUGGUUAUUACAUUCACCCUUAUUAUCAAGUCUCCCCCAUACCCCAUUACAGUUACUGCCCAUCAGCGUAGUAAGAUGCCACAGAGUCCCUACUUGUCUUCUCUGUGCUACACUGUCUUCCCCCUGACCCCCCACAUACCAUGUGCACCAGUCAUGAUACCCCACAAUCCCCUUCCCCAACCCCUCCCCACCCACCCUCCCCCACUCCUCCCCUUUGGUAACUGCUAGUCCCUUCUUAGAGUCUGUGAGUCUGAUGCUGUUUUGUUUCUUCAGUUUUGCUUUGUUGUUACACUCCACCAAUGAAGGAAAUCAUUUGGUAUUUGUCUUUCUCUGCCUGACUUAUUUCACUGAGCAAAAUACCCUCUAGCUCCAUCCAUGUUGUUGCAAAUGGUAUGAUUUGUUUCUUUCUUAUGGCUGAAUAGUAUUCCAUUGUUUAUAUGUAAACACCUCUUCUUUAUCCAUUCCAUAUUGAUGGACACUCAGGUUGCUUCCAUAUCUUGUCUAUUGUAAAUAGUGCUGCAAUAAACAGGGGUACAUAUGUGUUUUUGAAUCAGGGAUCUUGUUCUUUGAGUAAAUUCCCAAGAGUGGAAUUCCUGGGUCAAAUGGUAUUUCUAUUUUUAGUUUUUUUGGGAACCUCCAUACUGCUUUCCACAAUGUUUGAACUAAUUUACAUUCCCACCAACAGUGUAGGAAGGUUCCACUUUCUUUGCAUCCUCACCAGCAUUUGUUGUUUCUUGUCUGUUGGAUGUUGGCCAUCCUACCUGGUGUAAGGUGAUAUUUCAUUGUGGUUUUAAUCUGCAUUUCCCUAAUAAUUGGUAAUGUGGAGCAUCUUUUCAUGUGCCUGUUGGCCAUCUGAAUUUCUUUGGAGAAAUGUCUCUUCAGGUCCUCUGCUAAGGGGGUAUGUUUAACUGAACAGAAUAAACUUUUGGUAUAAAAUAUCAUAACUUGUGGGUAUUUCUUUUGAAAUGGGAGUGGGAAUUUUUGAAGUGGGAAUUUUGAAUAGCAGAUGUACUUCUAAUAGUUGAACCAAUAGGUAGGAAACCUGGUGUGCUCCUUUAUGCUGAUGAGGCCCCAGUAAGGAUUGAGUGUUAACGGCAUUCUAUCUGAAUUUGAAGGAUAAAUGAAAUUAUCUCUCUGGGUUCUGUAAUAACAUUAAGAUUGCCUUUGGUUCAUCUCAACAGCCAGCUUCAAGAAAAGAAAUUAUUAGGGCUUCUGAUGAUGCUCAGUAAAAUUAAGAGAACUGACAUUCAGAGAAUUCAGACCACAUAAUCACUCUCUGACUUCAUCCUGUAAUUUGAAGCAUUCUGAAAAUGAAAUGUACAUACAUAUAUUUAUAUAUUCAAAGUAUAAUAAAGGGCUAUAUUCCUGUUGAGCACUCUUGCAUAUUACCAAUAGGAUAUCUGGAGAAAGGAGCAGUUUGGGGAAGAAUUUAAGAAGGGAACAUAUUCUCACACUCUUUGUUAGGAACAUGCCAGCUCUUGUUUUCAUCUUUUCAGUAUGCUGGAGUCCCAAUUUCUUUCUGAAGCCAGAGUUCAAGCUUUUACUCCCAGGUAGCAGCAGCUUUACAAUUAAAUUUUAAUCCCUCAGUGUUGUUAGACUUCUAUCUAGAGUAUAGCCACAGCUAUUCUUGGCAGGCAGAUACAUUGCUGUUUUUCCUUUAGUCACGGUGAGAUAGAAGAAUGUUCUUUGGCUGGGGUGUGGAUGAAGGCACUUUACUAAUCUUACACAUAAUUCAUCCUUGGUUGCUGGGGUACUUGAAGUUAAAACUUUGCCCUCUGAUAAAAUUCAGCUGGAUUUUUUUAUUUACUUGACUGUGAUCCCUUUGGGAUUUAGCCCUUAUUGGGAGCCUAGGGAUUCUAAUUCAACUAAGCCCUAGCUGUGUAGGUUUUUCUUAUUAAUUUGCACUCAGUGUGUUGUAGUUAUUUGAAUACCACCUUAAAACAAGAACAACAAUUGUACUAGAACAUGAAGUCCUGGAUUCCCUGAAAAGAUUCUUCUUUUAGUGUUGGCUUGUUGAAUGGAAGGACUCCAAUAGGGCUUAUCUUAAUUUAUUUUUAAAGUUUGGUUUUCAGAGAGCCUCAGCCUUUAAAAAUAUGCAAACUAUUGUUCUACAACAUGCUGUAAUAUGGUAAUGAUUAUUUUGUAACAUGCUCUAACUUUUUGACGUUUGAAUUCAUUGUACUAAGAUGGUAUACUACUAA